AUGGAAGAUGAAAUUGAAAACCAGUUUAGGCGAACCAUUGACGAUAUCAUGGCGCGCUCAAAAAAGAACGAUAAAUUCGUGGAAUGCCUAGAUCUCUUGGCUUUCAAAAGGGACCAGUUUAACGUGAUUCACGUUAGCGGGACUAACGGUAAAUCGUCUGUGUCAUACAAAGUUGCGCAGUGCCUCAUUUCACUAGGAAAAACAGUGGGAUUGUUCACUUCGCCUCACCUGUUUGAGUAUAACGAGAGAAUAAGGGUACAGGGUGUCGACAUUCCAAAGGCCGAUUUCAUCAGAAUCUCAAAUAAAAUCAACACGGUUAUCGGCUCGACCUCCAUUCAUUUUUUCUCAUACAUUUUACUGUUGUCGCUGGUGUAUUUUGAUGAAAAGGGCGUUGAGUGGGUGGUUUUGGAGACUGGCAUUGGAGGACUCAAGGACUCGACGAACUUCGCCUCAAACACGAAGAUCGCAGUCAUAACCUCGAUAGGCUACGAUCAUAUGCACAUUUUGGGGAACACGCUGGAGGAGAUCGCGCUUCAGAAGGCCGCCACGAUCAAAAGGGGCUGCGUAGUAGUGCUCGGACCAAACUGUUACAAGAGUGAAAUAUUUGAGAACAUAGCCAGAGAAGUUGGCGCCAAGGUGAUAAAGAACAAUGGGAGGGACUUUGGCUCAUUCGACGAGGAAAACUCGGAGACCUCGAGGCUGGUCAUCGAGCAGGCGCUCAAAAUCGGAAAGGCCUCGAAGUCCGCACUCAACGCGAGGCUAAUGAUGAGAAUGCAGGUACUGUCCGCCGAUGAGUGCGAGGGGGUGAAGAGGCACAUAUUCGCAAAGUUUCCAGGUCUGCGCGACAAAAUGGACAAGUAUGGCGCCCCAAUGGCAGUCGUCAUGGACAUUGGCCACAACGAGACUGCCAUCAGUAGACUGUGUUCAGAUAUUUUCAAGGCGUACAAGUGCAACAUUACCUUUUGCUGUGCAAUUUCCGAAAGGAGGAAGUUGCGUAUUUUUAAUCCCAUUGAGUCAGUUCAAGGCACGAAUGCCCUCGGUCAGCCAUCAGUGCGCAAAUUCUACUACCUAAACGUAGACCACAGCUACUGUCGAAGGUUAGAGUCUGUCGAAAAUGACUUAAAUGACCCUGAACUGUCAAACGGUGCCAGGGAGAUAAUUAAACUGGGCCUUGAAAGGAGCAGAAUGAUCUGCUCUGGAGUCACUAACUGUAACAUUAAUAAGGACUGGGAUAACUGUGGCAACAGUUGCAAUGACUACAGUGAGACCAACCACUACGAUGGCAUCAGUAGCAAUAAUGGCAAUAACGAUAACUGUGGCUAUACGGAAUGGAUUAAGGAGUCAGACUGCGUCACUGGUAACUCAUAG
This is a messenger RNA of Theileria orientalis strain Shintoku, 1368 nucleotides long. RefSeq names its product dihydrofolate synthase/folylpolyglutamate synthase. Lineage: Eukaryota; Apicomplexa; Aconoidasida; Piroplasmida; Theileriidae. The transcript is spliced from 7 exons. The coding region runs from base 1 to 1368 and encodes 455 amino acids. The record is from RefSeq and is a predicted model, not a curated record. Gene Ontology annotation, molecular function: ATP binding; tetrahydrofolylpolyglutamate synthase activity; dihydrofolate synthase activity. Gene Ontology annotation, cellular component: cytosol; mitochondrion; cytoplasm. Gene Ontology annotation, biological process: folic acid-containing compound biosynthetic process.